AUGCCUACAACAAUCACGAUCGCGUUGGCCGACAUCGUCUACCCUCCGACGUCACCAAACAUCUCCAUCUCGCCGGGACCUGUCUUGUUGACACAAAAGAACACCUUGACCCCAAUUUCUCGCGCUGCAAUCCGAUUCAUAGCGCGAUGGGCACCCGACUUGAGUGCUACAGAGAUAGCUCAGGCCUUCAGCUCCAACGCGUCCGCAAUCCAUAAAGCGAUAAACUGCAAGUAUGACAGGAGUAGAGAUGAUCCCCAGGAGGACGAAUUGCUUAUUCCUGGGGAUUUUCGAGAGCGCUUGAUAUUCUUCUUGAGAGUGUACCAUAGCUCGAUGGACGACGAAAAACCUCGACCGCGGUCCGCGUCGAGGAUGUUGACACGAAGCCGCAGUCGCAGGCCUAGCAGGUCUGCACGCAGGAUAAUCGAGUCGGAGGACGAGGUCUCUGAGUUGGAAGAAGGGGAGGACGAAGAGGAAGAAUGGGAAGCUGAACCGACCGCGGAAUCCUCCAGACAAAGCGAGAAAAGCAAGGGCACCCCCAGCCCACAUGGUUCAACAAAGCAAAAACGAGCAUGCACCGUCGCCCCCGAGACGCCGCCCUGCCUGAAGCGUAAAGCCAACGGAAGCCCACCAAAGACGCCUGCUGCAAAACGAAAACGCAGCGUCACCGUCGCACCGGCUCCUGCGUCAGUCCCCGAUUCUGACGAGGGGCCAGAAGAUUUCAAGAAGCUGCAAGCAUUCUUCGCCGAGGCAGGAGACUACCAGCCGACGCAAUAUCUCUCUGACCUUGCGAACGCGGGUCUGGGGCCGGAGGAACUAUCGACGCUGAAAGGGAGGAAGGUCUCGAGUGUUUCAAGGAGGCUCGGUAGGAUGCUUCCUAGCGAGCUGAGCAGCCCCAUAAAGUUGAACGUCCUCGCCCAUACGAUUCAUAAUGCGAAGGAUGCUGCUUGGGAGAAGCUGCUUGUGGAUGAAGAGGACGAAUAG
Cyclocybe aegerita is the source of this 981-nucleotide messenger RNA. Lineage: Eukaryota; Fungi; Basidiomycota; Agaricomycetes; Agaricales; Hemipholiotaceae. The record is from the annotation of a GenBank genome assembly.